AUGGUUGGAAAUGCUCUACCGCCGAUUUUCAUCAUUGUCUGGCUGGCUUCGGAGAAUUCGCCGAGCAGAUACGACCAUACAAGACCCGGGCCAACAGCAACAGGACUUUGCGUGGCGAGUAUCAUUUUUGGAUUUAUUGCUUCUGCGCUGAUGGUUCUCAGCUGUUGCUUAAUCAAAUUUCCAGCGGAGAGGAAUUCCCAGCAACAGGAUUACAUUUUCGAUCCCGAUCAUACGAUGCGAAACAUGGGAAAUGAGGGUUUGACUUUUGGAGGUAACAACACGUCGCGAAAUAUUCAACAUCCAGACGUUGGUUAUGCGCUUUCGAACAGACUCUGA
Molecule: messenger RNA, 336 nt
Organism: Oikopleura dioica
Lineage: Eukaryota; Metazoa; Chordata; Appendicularia; Copelata; Oikopleuridae
Source: the annotation of a GenBank genome assembly